Molecule: messenger RNA, 1742 nt
Organism: Pygocentrus nattereri (red-bellied piranha)
Lineage: Eukaryota; Metazoa; Chordata; Actinopteri; Characiformes; Serrasalmidae
Product: multiple inositol polyphosphate phosphatase 1-like
Exons: 5
Coding region: 202-1596 (464 amino acids)
Molecular function (GO): inositol phosphate phosphatase activity; acid phosphatase activity
Source: RefSeq, a predicted model, not a curated record
UGAUCAUUCCCGGCCCGAAGCGACACUCGGCACAGUUCGGCAAGCUUCGGAGCCUCCGCUCAGGGCAUGUUUAAACAAUGCCGACACUGACCGGUCGUUUGGCCGAGUCUGGACCGAAGGGCGCAGAUAAACAAACAAACUUCACAUGACUGCGCGUCUCCUGAGCGGACAGGGAGCUGAGGACACUCGGAAAGCAGCAGAAUGGUCGGGAAAGUUCUCCCAGCCGUGUUUCUCAGCGCGGCUUUCCACGUUUCCAUCGUUUAUUUAGCCGUUCUGUCCUCUUAUUGCGCUACUGCGACUCCCAGAGACGCAGGGAUCCCCGCCCUCGCCAGAUACUUCAACACCAAGGGCCGCUACGAGGAGGCCAACCCGUAUCUGCUGGACGACAUCCUGGCCAUAAACAGCUCUGCGGCGAAGCCCCCCAGUCCAACCUGCACCCCCGUCCACCUCACGGCCAUCAUCAGGCACGGCACCAGAUUCCCAACCGCUCCAAACAUCAGGAAGCUUUACAAAUUCCACAGCCUCGUCAAGACGGAGGCGGACGGGGACUUCAGUUUCCUGCCACAACUCAAGGCUUGGAAGAUGUGGUACAAGGAGGAGAUGGACGGGCGCCUUGUGGCCAAAGGCAGAGCUGACCACAGGCAUCUGGCCCAAAGGCUGGUCAAGACUUUCCCCUCCCUCCUGACCAAGGAGAACCUUCUGGGCCUUCGGGUCAAGUUCACCACUAGUUCCAAGCACAGGUGUGUGAACAGCACCCUGGCUUUCCAACAAGGACUGAAGGAGCAUUUCUCUAUAGAAGGUGAGCAUUUGAAUUUCACGUUGAACGAUGCCCUAAUGCGCUUUUUUGACACAUGCGCUCGCCUGGUGGAGACGGUGGAGAAGAACAAAAAGGCAGUUGAAGAGGUCACUCGCUUCAACAGAGGCCCAGAGAUGAAGAGGGUUCAGGAGAAACUGGCUGACCGGCUGCAGAUCCCUUACGCAAAUGUUACCAUGGAUGGAGUGGAGGCGGCUUUCUACCUGUGUGCCUAUGAGUUCACCAUCCUCGGAGUGAACUCCCCCUGGUGCCAACUGUUUGAUGAGGCAGAUGCACAGGUGGUGGAGUAUUCUGGUGAUCUGAAACAAUAUUGGAAGAAAGGUUUCGGCCACGACAUCAACAGCAAAUCCAGCUGCGUUCUCUUCCACGACCUGUUCAACCGCCUCAGUGCUGUAGCCAGUCAGGUCAGGUCUGAUCAGCCUGUAUCUGAGGUGGUCACGGUGCAGAUCGGUCAUGCUGAAACACUGCUGCCUCUUCUGACCCUGCUGGGCCUCUUUAAGGACAACACCAGUCUCACCUCCAUCAACUUCCCCUCUCAGCUCGGCCGUGCUUUCCGCUGUGGGCAAAUCAUGCCCUACACUGCCAACCUGCUGGUGGCAUUGUAUGACUGUCCUGAUGGUGUUAGACUGCAGGUGCGGGUGAACGAGAAACCGGUGACCCUACCGGGCCUCGCUGGCCCCUCACCUCUGUAUGAAGAUGUUAAAAAACAAUAUCACCAGUUACUCACAGGUUGUGACCAAGAUACUGUCUGCCAGCUGAACAACUUGCAAGGACAAAAUUGAUGUGAAGCGCCAAAAGAGAGUGCAGAGUUCACAGGUUCAGCAAAAACUCAGUCGUGCAUUUGGGCCAAAUUGGGCCAAAACCCGCAAUGGUCACUGAAAUAACAUGAAACCGACAAAAGUAAUAAUAAAUCAAAUUGAACUGAUAA